Neospora caninum is the source of this 5310-nucleotide messenger RNA. Its product is annotated as putative DNA-directed RNA polymerase III largest subunit. Gene Ontology annotation, molecular function: DNA binding; DNA-directed RNA polymerase activity. NCBI's taxonomy places the organism in Eukaryota, Apicomplexa, Conoidasida, Eucoccidiorida, Sarcocystidae. Gene Ontology annotation, biological process: DNA-templated transcription. The transcript is spliced from 11 exons. The coding region runs from base 1 to 5310 and encodes 1769 amino acids. The record is from RefSeq and is a predicted model, not a curated record.
AUGGCGGCAGACGACGGAGAUCCGGGCGAAAAGGAUAGGAGAAACGACGCGGGUGGAAAGGCGGAAAAGGCAGGGAACUCACGAAGGCCACAGGACGCUCCCCUGCCAGCAGAGCCCGACGAGCAUUUUCCAGAUGUAACCAUGACCGACUACUCUUCCUCUUCCUCCUCUUCCUCCUCUUCCUCCUCGUCUUCGUCCUCUUCCUCGUCUUCCUCCUCCUCUUCGUCUUCGUCCUCUUCCUUGUCUUCUUCCUCUUCGUCUUCCUACUCUUCGUCUUCCUCCUCUUCGUCUUCUACCCCUUCCUCUUCUCCGUCCGGCUCGUUGACGGCAGCACAUCUCCUGCACAAUGCGCCCCUACGGCAGAGUUUUUUGCGGAAGGAAAUGGUGGACGGGAAGAGCGGCGCUCUCAUGUCUGUGGAUGCAGUCCAGUUCGACGUCCUCUCUGGAGAGGAAAUCAGCAGAUACAGUGAAGUCGAGAUUCAGAACCGAGAAAUCUACGUGAACAUGACAAGCACUCCGCAUCCGUACGGGGUGCUCGAUCUCCGCCUGGGCCCGAACAAGAGCGACAGCCGCUGCCAAACGUGCGGCCACACGCUCCUCCAGUGCACUGGGCACUGGGGGUACAUGGAUUUGCAAGCACCAGUUUACCAUGUGGGCUACUUCAAGUACGUCCUCCAGAUCUUGUACUGCAUCUGCAAGACGUGCGCGGCGUUGCUGCAGCCGCCGGAGCAGAAAGAGAAGUUGCUGUCGCGGAUUCGCCGCCACCAGUCGGAUCCGAUCGUCAAGCGCCUUCUGUUCAAGCGCACCGUGGAGGCCUGCAAGAAGGUGUCCAAGUGCUUUGAGUGCGGGGCGCCGCAGGGUGUUUUGAAGCGCGUGGUGAAGCCAAGUCUGGACCAGUUCAUGAAGAUUCGGCACGUGGUGAAGUUCAAGGAGGGCCGCGCCCUGACCGUCGAGGACGACCUCGAUCCGCUGUACGUGAAGAAUCUCCUGGAGCGGAUUCGGCCCAGCGAGUGCGAGAUCCUCGACAUUGUGUCGCCGGAGAAACUGCUCCUGUCGAGGCUUCUCGUGCCGCCGAGCUGCAUCCGGCCGUCCGUGACGAUCGGCGAGCAAGGCACGACGGAGGACGACUUGACCUGCGUGCUGUCGGACAUUGCAGAGCUGAACAAUGUCCUCCUCAGCCACGUCCAGGCGGGUUUCCACACGAACCAGUUCCUGGGCAUCUGGGAGUUCCUGCAGCUCCAGUGCACGCGGCUGAUCAACGCGGACGCGCCUGCAGUCUCCCAGCUGCUCGCGUCGAAGAACAUCAGCAAACCGGGACGGGGGAUCUGCCAGCGGCUGAAGGGCAAAGAGGGCCGUUUCCGCGGCAACCUGUCGGGGAAGCGCGUGGACUUCUCGGGGCGCACGGUGAUCUCGCCGGACCCGAACGCGAACGUGUACGAGGUGGUAGUGCCCGAGUGGGUUGCGAAGCGGCUUACCUUUCCCGAGCGCGUGAACCGCGUCAACAUCGAAGUGCUCCGCGCCGCCGUGCUCAAGGGAUGCAGCGACUGGCCCGGCGCGUGCUACGUGAACAAGGCGGACGGGAGCAAGUGCAGUUUGCGCUACGCGAAUCGCCGGCACGUCGCCGAGAAUCUGCAGAUCGGCGACGUUGUCGAGCGCCACCUGUGCAACGGCGACGUGGUCCUCUUCAAUCGGCAGCCGUCGCUGCACAGAAUGAGCAUCAUGGCGCACCGCGCGCGCGUGAUGCCUUGGCGCACCUUCCGGUUCAACGAGUGCGUCUGCUCGCCGUACAACGCCGACUUUGACGGCGACGAAAUGAAUCUGCAUCUGCCGCAGACGCACGAAGCCCGCGCGGAGGCGCUGUACCUCAUGGGAGUCGUCAACAACCUCGUGACGCCGAAGAACGGCGAACCCCUGAUUGCAGCCACGCAGGACUUCCUCUCCUCCUCGUACAUGCUGACGCACAAGGACGUCUUCCUCACGCGCGACCAAUUCUGCCUCAUCUGCUCGUACUUCACCGACGGCCUGAGCCAAGUGGAUCUGCCGCCGCCGACCGUCCUCAAGCCAGUCGAACUGUGGACUGGCAAGCAAGUGAUCGGCGUUCUUCUCCGCCCGAACGGGAACAGCUUCGUGAUGGUGAACUUCCAACUGAAGGAGCGGGAAUUCGCUGCGGCGCGCAUCCCCCCCGGCGAGUCGCCGUUCAUGUGCCCCAGCGACGCCUACGUCAUCUUCCGCCACUCCGAGCUCCUCGCCGGGUGUAUCGGAAAGAAAGUCCUCGGAGACGCAAAGUUCGGGCUGUUUUUCCACCUGAUUCGCGACAACUCGCCCGCGCAAGCAGCUGCGUGCAUGACCCGCAUCGCCAAGCUCUCCGCGCGGUGGUUCGCGAACCGUGGCAUGACCAUUGGGAUCGACGACGUGACACCAAGCCCGACGCUUCUCGCGGCGAAGAAAGACAUUUUGAACCACGGCUACAACCUCGUGGCUCAGGAGAUCCAGAUGUACAAGAAAGGCGCUCUCCAGCCUCACCCUGGAUGCACGCUGGAGCAGACGCUCGAAGUCCGUGUCAAGUCCAUUUUGGAUGACCUGCGAAACGAAGCUGGCAAGGCCUGCAACCGCGUUCUCCAUCCGCUCAACAAACCCCUCAUUAUGUUCAAUUCGGGGGCGAAGGGCGCGCUGAUCAACAUCGCGCAAAUGAUUGCCUGUGUGGGUCAGCAGAACGUCAGCGGCCAGCGAAUUCAGAACGGCUUUGUGUCGCGAACGCUCCCGCACUUCCCUCUAAACUGCAGAGAUGCAAAGUCGCGCGGCUUCGUCGCCAACUCGUUCUACUCGGGACUCCAACCCGACGAAUUCUUCUUCCACACGAUGUCCGGACGCGAGGGUCUAGUCGACACUGCCGUGAAGACUGCGGAAACAGGGUACAUGCAGAGGCGGUUGAUGAAGGCUCUGGAAGACCUCUCGAUUCGCUACGACAAUUCGGUUCGGACCAGCGACGGCCAGAUUGUCCAGUUCGUGUAUGGAGAUGACGGACUGAACCCAGCGAUGAUGGAGGAUAAAAACCAGUCCAUGUGCCUCGACAAAGUCUUUCAACACAUUUCUUCGCUUCUUCACAUCAAACCGCUCCAUCUCCUCCCACCUGCGUCUUCGGUGGGCUCCUCGUUUCCGCUUGCGCCGCCUUCGUGGCCAAGCAGCGCCCGCGACAGGAUUCUUCCUCCAGAGAGCGACGAGGCGUUAGCCACGCUUCUCCAGCGCUACGAGAAGAUGGACCUGCGACUCGUGGAAGCCUCGCAGCGACAGGCCAGCGGCAAGGUCGAGCCUCCGAGAGCCAUCUACGAGUUUUUUUCGCGCCUCGGAGCCUCUGAGGGAGGCCGCGGGAAAGAGAAGCGCGCGCGCGAGGACUGGGCCAAACUUAUGAAGUUGCCGAGGUCGUACCGACAGAAACUGGCGAUCCUCCUGCAGACGGGGGCGGGUGGGAAUGCUGCGACCAGUCGGUUCUGUCAGCAGGUUCGCGGGAAUUUGCUGGCGCACGUCGCGGUGUACGAGUGGUUGCCGAUCCGGGAGCAGCACGCGCCGCUUCUCCCCUUUGAAAUUCUAAAGUGGAGUUCGUACCUCCUCACCCAUACGGCCGAGCUGGUGCCGCUCCCGCUGUGUGAGCACCAAAAGGUGGCCCUCGAGGAGGCGCCGACGCACCAGAGCGGCACGGAGCGCGUGCGGCUUUUCCAGGAUGAGCUCUGGGCCUGGCUAGAGCGGAAAGCGGGAGACGUUGCAGAGUAUCGCGAAGGGGACCGAGAGAAACCGGGGCUGACAGAAGACAGCUACGAGAGCCUGCUGGCUGGUUGGAGACACCUAGGCUUCGGCAUCGAACGCCGGCAGUGGAUUGUGCCCGAAGGCGAGGGCGGUCAGCACGCGCUCCCCGUGAAAACCGAGGGCGAGGCAGGAGGUCGAUUCGUCGCCGGCAGCGAAGGGCCAGAGCGCGGCGUCUCUCAAGGCGGACAGCUUCUGCCGGGUGCUCGAACCUGCCGAGAGCCAGCUCGCGGGAACGCGCAUGCGACAUCUCACCCUGGACCGAGGAACGCGAGUGGGGACACCGCCCUUUGUCUCCCCGACAGGAAAUGGAAAUUCAGCAAACACCAGUGGGUGACGGUGAGACACAUCCUCGAAUUCCUGCGAUGCAGCUGGCGGAAAUACGUCAAGGCGAUCAGUGAGGCUGGCGAGGCUGUCGGAGCGAUGGGGGCCCAGUCGAUUGGCGAACCAGGCACGCAGAUGACGCUCAAGACUUUCCACUUUGCAGGCGUGGCGUCCAUGAACGUGACGCUCGGGGUCCCCCGGAUCAAGGAAAUCAUUAACGCAGCACAGAAGAUUCAGACUCCUAUUAUCGUAGUGCCGCUCGUUAACGACGAAGACUACAAUUAUGCGGUGAUGGUGAAGAAUCGGAUCGAGAAGACGCUGCUGUCGGAGUGCUGCUCGUACAUCAAAGAGGUGUAUGCGCCCGACGGUGCGUGGCUAGUCGUCAAGCUCGACCAGCACACAAUUCGGAAACUCUUCCUCGACAUCAACGCAAACACAGUCAAAGAAGCGAUUCUCAGGCAGACGGCCGUCAACAAAGUUCGCAUUACGAAGAGCUCCGUGGAAAUUAUCAACGAGUGGAAAGUGCGCGUAAUGCCUCCUGGAGGAAACCAGAUCUUCUUUCAGCUGCAAGCGCUCAAAAUUGGCCUUCUGAACAUUGUUCUAUGUGGCCACAAAGAUGUCAAGAGAGGCGUGAUCAAGUGCGAGCACGUCGAGCAACCCGACAAAACUAAAAAGACAGUGUACGGUCUCGCUGUCGAAGGCUAUGGACUUCGAGAUGUCAUGGGCACUCAGGGUGUGAAGGCCCUCCAAGCUACCUCGAACCAUGUGAUGGAAGUUGCUCAGAUUCUUGGCAUCGAAGCAGCGCGAGCCGUGAUUAUCAGCGAAAUCCGGAAGUGUAUGGACGCGUACUCGAUGGAUAUCGACUGUCGCCACAUGACACUCCUCGGUGACGUCAUGACAUUCAGGGGAGAAGUUCUUGGGAUCAACCGCUUCGGCAUCCAAAAAAUGCGCGCGUCCACUUUAAUGCUGGCGUCUUUCGAAGAGACAAACGAGCACCUGUUCGAGGCUGCCGUCCACCAUCGGGCGGACCCAGUCAAAGGCGUCAGCGAGUGUAUCAUCAUGGGGAAGCAGGUUUCUCUCGGAACCGGAAGCUUCGACCUGCUGCUUUCUCAGUCGGGCGCACCCCUCACCAGUGACUACAGCGGCGUGCUGUCAACAUUUGGACUGCAGGAGAAACAUGCCGUGUAG